AUGGACGAGGACGACGACGUCAAAAAGUGCGUCGCAGAUGACGAUCUUCUGAAGGCGUUUCUCGAAGAAGACUUUAAUUCCGAGCACUAUGAUUCUAUUUGGGAGGUAUAUGAAAUCUCUACCGAACUUCAAUAGAGCGUAUUUUGUCAAAAACGCUUCAGAUCGCAUAACUUGAAUAUUUUAAUCCUUUACUUUUCAGUGUCUUCAACACAAUCGGAGAGCGAUCGCGGUCAACGGCUUCAUAAUAGUUUUUCUGAUAAUCUACACCACAAUCGGCGGCUUCAUCUUCCUCAAUUUUGAGUAUGAAUACCAGCAGUACAUGAGGCAGAAUGCGACACUCGAAAAGCGGCUGUGCAUCGAAUCUCUCCUCAACAGGGACAAUCGGUUACGGCUGACGCGAGCUUCUGACGUGGCGGCGGUCAUUGCCGAGCGAUGUCUAGCUGAGAAGGUGAGCAGAAUCUGCAAACGGUUUGCCGCCAUCACGGGUCGACUCUGCCCGCUUGGGCUCAGUAGACCCACGCUCUACUGAGCUAUGGCGGCCGAUUGUGUCGCGACAUUCUUCCCGGUUCCGUUGGCCGACAAUAGUCUUCCUCUCAAUCUGAUUACACGUUUGCAGGUGAAGGACGAUCGCAUCCAAUGGUCAUUCAAAUCGGCGGCGCUCUAUUCUCUCGGCAUUCUGACGACUUUGGGUAAGUGAGGCCGAGAGCCCCGAGCGGUCACACUUUGUGAGUGAUGAGGCACAGACAAAUGGACAGUCCUGGGGGACGAGUGGCAGAGGCCAAAAUGCAAAUGUACUUGGGAUGUGUGUCCGCGAGAGAGCCUUUUUUGAUCUGAAACGAAGAGCGGAGGAGAGGAAGAAGAAGAAGAAGAAGAAGUUUGAGACACUUGUCAAAACAAAAAUUUGUGCGUCCGAGGAAAACGCGUAAUCCUUGUCGUCGCCGAGACAGAGUUUGUAUAUAAACAUGCAAGGAAUCGAGAAGAAAAAGAGAGACGGGUGACCGGGGACACGAAUUCUGAAGGGACACUGACACUCGAUCAUUUUCAGGUUACGGAAAGAUAGAGCCUCAGACGAUCAAUGGCCGCAUCUCUACAGUCAUUUACGGCUUCUUCGGAAUCCCUCUGACCGUAAUCCUGCUCACAAACUUCGGAAGAUACCUCGAGGCAAUGGCGACGCGCUUCCGAAGACUGGUCACGUGUAGAAGACGUCGGCCCGAGGACGAAGAGGAGUGCGUCUCCGGAAGCACUCUCUUCUUCAUCGUCCUCGUUUAUCUCAUCCUCGGAGCCGUGAUGAUCCCUCUGAUGAGCGGUCAGUUCGACUUUUUCAACGGAAUUUACUACGCAUUUAUCUGUUUGACUGCCAUCGAAUACGGAGACAUCGUCCCUCAAAAGUGAGUGCUCCACAGACAUCGCUCUGAUCGUUCCUCUGAGCGUUCUUCAGUAAUUGGUUCGUGCCCAUCAGCGUCUUCUACAUGUGUACGGGACUCGCCAUAUCAACCAUUGCUCUAGGUGAGAAUCUGCUUCCAUGGAACCACUCGAGGAGGGAACCAUGGAGACCUGGUUACCAUGGAAUAAAGUGUUUCAUGGCAACGAAUUGCCAAGCGACCCGAAGAGCCGAUGAGGUCGUCAGGGGGACGAUGGGAGUUCCAUGGAAACGGGGAAUAUUACUGGGGGAAGCACUCAACCUCGCCCCAAUCGCAUUUUCUCGUUUACCCAAAAAAAUCUCCAUAAACCCACAUUCCAUUUCCGCAAAAUAACUAACCACUUUCAGAUAUCGGAUCAAUCUAUGUUCGAAAAUUGCAUUUCAUUGGCAAAAAGAUCAAAAACAUUGCCAACAUUCGCAUUUGGUUCGGUGCCAGAAAGUGGGUUUUCCAUUCGCAAUCAAAUACGAAUACUGUCUAUUCUGCAGUCUGGAAGUGAGAGAACUGAUCACCGCCGUCGGCCAGAACAUCGGAAUCGAUCAGAAUGUGAUAGCGGACAUCGACAUAGAUACUUUGGUGAAAACGGCGAUUCAAGUGAAGUUGGGAAGACUCUCAAGAGUGCCGCAGACUCACAUGAUUGUGGAGGGCAUCUGGCCGCCAGAACUGGUCCCACUUUUCAUGAAGGUUCGUCCAGAAUGCUCUUGAUUCUUCGUACUACUCGGGUGUUUUUAGGAUGGCCAAUUUCCAUUGUUCGUGGAUUCAGAAGACGACCUCACCGACAUCCGACCCAAAAAGUUCUCAGUUCACUUUGAAGACGAACCGAUGAUCUCUGAAAUCGACGACACUUCUGACUCGGAAGCGGCCGCCGAAAAGUCGGUCACCACGUCUUCUCGCCUCUCUCCGAUGCCUCCCCGUCGACCGACGCACAUGAAACUGGAAGAAUCGACAGGCAAUCGGCAUUUGUUGAAUUGAAUCUGACUUUCCGGUUUCAGAUUCUUCAGACCAAGCACGGCGUGACGUCAUGAAUACGUCGGAAAUCACUACAACGCUGACGUCGGACCUCUCUACCGACACUUGA
This is a messenger RNA of Caenorhabditis sp. 36 PRJEB53466, 2496 nucleotides long. NCBI's taxonomy places the organism in Eukaryota, Metazoa, Nematoda, Chromadorea, Rhabditida, Rhabditidae. The record is from the annotation of a GenBank genome assembly.